Molecule: messenger RNA, 2211 nt
Organism: Phalaenopsis equestris
Lineage: Eukaryota; Viridiplantae; Streptophyta; Magnoliopsida; Asparagales; Orchidaceae
Product: heterogeneous nuclear ribonucleoprotein 1-like
Exons: 4
Coding region: 397-1809 (470 amino acids)
Molecular function (GO): RNA binding
Source: RefSeq, a predicted model, not a curated record
UCUCUCUCGCUCAUCUCUUUGCAUUCCCGGGUUGGUUUCUUCCUUUCUGAGGAAACGAAAAACCAGAGAUAAAAAAAAAGAGGAAAUAUCGAAGUGGAAGGAGAGCUAUAUAAAGAGAUAGGGGAUGGCGAUGAGAAACUCUGAUCUGUCGAUGCCGACUUUCGGAUCUUUGCUAUAGAAGAACAGAGGGCAUUACCUCGUCCUCACAUAGGGAAACAGACAUCGGAUCGCCCGUUGAGCUUCCAUCAAUCUAUUUACUUCAAUCGAUUUUCCCGUCUUAUUCAGAUUCAACUUCAUCUCUGUUCGAUCUGAUAAAGAUCCGAGCUUUCUUUAUUGAUUUGCAAGGAACUUCUCCGCUCUUCUGCAAUAAGCUUACUUAUUUGUGAAGGGAGGAGAAUGGAGUCUGAUCGAGGGAAGCUUUUUAUUGGGGGAAUUUCGUGGGACACCAAUGAGGAUCGCCUCAGGGGAUACUUUAAGAACUUUGGGGAAGUUGUGGAGGCUGUCAUCAUGAAGGACAGGACAACCGGCCGCGCACGAGGAUUUGGUUUCGUGGUCUUUGCAGACCCUGCAGUUGCAGAUAGAGUAGUUAUGGAGAAACAUCAGAUUGAUGGCAGGAUGGUUGAGGCCAAGAAGGCUGUUCCAAGGGAUGAUCAGCAUAUGGUUAAUAGAAACACCAGCAGCAUCCAAGGUUCUCCAGGUCCUGGUCGAACCAAAAAGAUCUUUGUUGGAGGCCUUGCUUCCAGUGUGACGGAUACUGACUUCAAAAAGUAUUUUGAACAGUUUGGAACCAUCACAGAUGUUAUUGUAAUGUAUGAUCACAACACUCAGAGGCCAAGAGGGUUUGGUUUCAUAACGUUUGAUUCAGAGGAUGCUGUGGAUAAGGUGUUGCAUAAAACCUUUCAUGAGCUCAAUGGCAAGUUGGUGGAAGUCAAGAGAGCUGUUCCGAAAGAGCUUUCUCCGGGACCUAAUAUGCGUUUACCAAUAGGGGAAUUUAAUCAUGGUGUUAAUAGAAUUAAUAACUUUAUUAAUGGAUAUAAUCAGGGGUACAGUCCAAGCACAAUGGGUAGCUAUGGAAUUAGAAUGGAUGGUAGAUUUGGUUCUUUACCUGGUGGAAGGAAGACUGCUCCUUCUUUGGGUCCUGGUUAUGGAAUUGGAAUGAAUUUUGAGCCUGGGAUGAGCCCAAUUUAUGGCGGAAGCUCAAAUGUCAACAACAAUGUUGGUUAUGGACGGUCGUUGAGUCAUCUUUAUGGUGGAAAUUCGAACAUAUUUGGUAAUCCUGUUGGGUAUCGUGGAAGUGGUGGCAAUCCUGGCUCAACAUUUAGCCCAACUGCUCAUAAUCUUUGGGAAAAUGGCGACCUAAACUAUGGCACCAAUCCUGCUGGUUCAAAUUCCUAUAUGAAUUCAGGAAGUAGGAGCAUUGCUGGAUUUGGCAAUGGUGGCUUAAGUUGGAGUGGCCUAUCUUCUCCUCUUGCAUCUCAUGGUUUGGGAAGCGAUUCAAUCCUUACAUCUGGGAGUUUGAACUAUGCAGCAGGGAAGAAUAAUUUUAGUUUGGUUGGUGGAAGUUAUGGAAGAGGCAAUGCAACUGGCUCUAUCAAUUCUUCAUUUGUUGCACCAAGCAAUAGCUUUGAAGGAAAUUAUACUGAUUCAUAUGGCGGUGGUUCAAUUCAUGGCGACCCUAAUCGGCAGAUAGCACCUAAACUUGAUGGUUUUAGUCCAUUUGGUUAUGGGCUUGGUGCGGCAACUUCAAAUGUCGCAUCAAAUGGUGGUUCAAUUGGUUAUAUGAGUGGUUAUAAUAUAUCAAAUAGGUAGAUGAAUCAAGGUGUUGCUGCCUAGGAAGGUUUCAUUCUUUUGUGUCAGGUCUUAUUAUAGGUGAAGAAAGCAGUAAUAGCAGGUUCAAGACUGAAUUUGGAAUAUUUCAUUGGAUGUAUAAUGUUGGUUAGUUAAUUAUUUAGGGCUAACCAGGGAGCUUGUUUCAUAAAAUUCAUUUUCAAGAUUCUCAAAUUUAUAGGUUUUUCUGUAAGGGUUGAGUUCUGUGUUUCUUUUUCUACAAUUUGAGUUUAGGGUUUCCUUUCUUUUGGGGUUCUUUUCGAGGCGUAAGACCGAACUGCGGAAUUUAUUCAGAAGAAAAGUUUCAAUUCAUGUAAGUGAUUUAGUGUGGUAGACAUUUUUUUUUCCUUUCAAUAAAUGAAGACUUCUAUAGUUUUGUGGCAA